Chanos chanos (milkfish) is the source of this 604-nucleotide messenger RNA. It is a transcript of the gene ndufb11, whose product is annotated as NADH:ubiquinone oxidoreductase subunit B11. Gene Ontology annotation, cellular component: respiratory chain complex I. NCBI's taxonomy places the organism in Eukaryota, Metazoa, Chordata, Actinopteri, Gonorynchiformes, Chanidae. The record is from RefSeq and is a predicted model, not a curated record. The transcript has 3 exons. The coding region runs from base 49 to 498 and encodes 149 amino acids.
ACGAUUGCUGUUCUCAAACAGCUUUUCAGUGCAGGGGAACGGGGGAAAAUGGCCUCACGGUUGACAAGGAUUUGGCCCAUGCUGUCACGGGUUCGCCUAAAUACAGCAUGCGGGACUCGCUUCGUGUCUCAAACUCCAUCAUCUAGCGCAGCUGGAGCAGCUACUGUUUCAGAUUUACAGCCGGUGACUCCUGCGAAAGACAGCCAUGGACACGCAGAGGUCAACGUAUUUGAGAAGAAUCCAGACUACCAUGGAUUUUCAGAAGACCCAAUUGUGGAUGAAUGGAAUAUGAAACUGGCCUUUUUCUUUGGAAUUUCCGUGGCCAUUGUCAUUGGGGGCACUUUCAUCCAUUAUCUGCCUGAUCACGGCAUGAGGCAGUGGGCAAGGCGGGAAGCAGAAAGGUUGAUUGUUCAGAGAGAGGCUGCAGGUCUUCCCCUUAUGGAUGAGAACUAUUACGACCCCAGCAAGAUUGUCCUACCAUCAUCUGAAAAGGAGUAGGCCCUACCUUACCAGCCUGUUGACUGAUAAUCUGUUCAUUUUGUCUUUGACUGUACAUUUGAUUCUAGUAAAACGAAAGUGUAAUAAACAUAUGUAUUAUUCUAGA